This is a messenger RNA of Frankliniella occidentalis (western flower thrips), 853 nucleotides long. Its product is annotated as ubiquitin carboxyl-terminal hydrolase 17-like protein E. The coding region runs from base 335 to 853 and encodes 172 amino acids. Gene Ontology annotation, biological process: protein deubiquitination. The record is from RefSeq and is a predicted model, not a curated record. The transcript is spliced from 4 exons. Lineage: Eukaryota; Metazoa; Arthropoda; Insecta; Thysanoptera; Thripidae. Gene Ontology annotation, molecular function: cysteine-type endopeptidase activity; cysteine-type deubiquitinase activity. Gene Ontology annotation, cellular component: nucleus; cytosol.
UGUUUAUUAGGAGUGGUCUAAUUCUGGACCUCCUUCUUUGAAAGGCAAGCUGUAUCAGAGAUGCAUUCAAUAUAGCUGGUCAGCAAUAAAAGAUAGUCAUUGUGGCCUUGUUAAUGUAGGCAACACGUGUUACCUAAAUGCAUCAUUGCAGGUAAUAGUGCUUAUGACAAUGCAUUUCUUCUUAUAUAUGAGUGCUAUUAUUUUCAUCAUGUAAUUUUGUGUCAAGUCACUGUUCCACAUUCCUGGUUUUUUGGACUUCCUGGAAAAUGAUAAUGAACACCGAAGUGAGUGUAAAAGUCUGUUGGGAUGCGUCACCUGCACCUUGUAUAGGACAAUGCUAAAAAUGCGUUCCCAACACGUUUUCCUGCCUCUUGGGAUAGUAAACCUUCUCCGCAAAGUCAGCAAAGAUAAUUUAGUCUUUGGGAGAGAAGAAGACCCUCAUGAAUUUCUGACGAGCAUCCACCAAACUUUGCAGGCCGAGCUUCUCAUGAGGGAGACGAAGAAGGGUAACAAACCUGACUUCUGCACCCAGCAGACUACUGCUGUGGGGGAAAUAUUUGGUGGGUGGAAUUUAACUGUUGAUCAAUGUCAGUCAUGUAGGUUACAAUCACAUACAUACAAUCCAAUCAGCCAUUUGUUUGUGAGCUGUGAGGUUUCCAUCCAAUGUGGAAUUGACCGUUUACUGACCCAGCCGGAAGUAAUAGAGGAUUUUACGUGUUCCAAGGGAUGCGAGAAAACUGUCUGUCACAGGACCACAACAGUACAUUCAUACCCCAAAGUUUUAAAAGUUGUUCUCAAACGGUUUGUAUCAUUAAAAAUUAGUUUUUGGUUACCUAAAAUAUAUGAUGGAUGA